Crotalus tigris (Tiger rattlesnake) is the source of this 1635-nucleotide messenger RNA. It is a transcript of the gene TPST2, whose product is annotated as tyrosylprotein sulfotransferase 2. NCBI's taxonomy places the organism in Eukaryota, Metazoa, Chordata, Lepidosauria, Squamata, Viperidae. Gene Ontology annotation, molecular function: protein-tyrosine sulfotransferase activity. Gene Ontology annotation, cellular component: Golgi apparatus. Gene Ontology annotation, biological process: peptidyl-tyrosine sulfation. Bases 376 to 1494 code for a protein of 372 amino acids. The transcript is spliced from 8 exons. The record is from RefSeq and is a predicted model, not a curated record.
GCCGCCGCCGCCGCCUCGGUGCGCGUGACGUCUCUCGGCGCCGGCCGGGCAGCGGGAGGAGCGAAGGCGCCCGGGGCUGCCUGCGCUCUCCCUGGCCGAAGGGGGCUCCGCUACCUGCGCGGCUCGAGCGCUCGGUCCCCAAUCUUCAGUUCUUCUUCCGAAAGGACAGCGGUCCUCUGUCUGGAAUGAACCCAGAGGGGUCCAGAGAUACAGUGCUCCUGGCUCUGGAGGCUUCUUCGGCUGGACUUCCCUGACUUGAGGGUUGGUGGUUGUGCUGAGAGGGAGCAACGAGCGAGCAGGAAAAUGAACUCCAGCAGGGAAGCAUCCAGAUGUUGACGGUGGCGCGACCGCUGGUCCCAUGUGGAGGAGGCGAGGAUGCGGCUGACUGUGAGACGAGUGCUGAUGGUGGUGGGCUUUGCCAUCGCCCUGAUGGUCUCUGUCCACCUGGGCCAGCAGAUGCUGCAGUGCCAGCAGAUCCUGGGCCAGGGCUUCAGCCGGGCACUGAUGCGUCCCGAGAGCGAGGAGCUGGUGAUGCUCGACGCCAACAGAGUCGAAUAUCGAUACAGUAAGGAGAUGCCGCUCAUCUUCAUUGGGGGGGUUCCUCGGAGCGGGACCACCCUGAUGCGAGCCAUGCUGGACGCUCACCCGGAGGUGCGCUGUGGGGAGGAGACGCGUAUCAUCCCGCGGGUGCUGGCCAUGCGCCAAGCCUGGUCCCGAUCUGGGCGAGAAAAGAUGCGCCUGGACGAAGCCGGAGUAACAGACCAGGUGCUGGAUGCGGCCAUGCAGGCCUUCAUCCUGGAGGUGAUCGCCAAGCACGGGGAGCCAGCCCGCUACCUCUGCAACAAGGACCCCUUCACGCUCAAGUCCUCCAUUUACCUCUCCCAUCUCUUCCCCAACUCCAAAUUCCUGCUGAUGGUGCGUGACGGGCGGGCUUCCGUCCACUCCAUGAUCACCAGGAAGGUCACCAUUGCCGGCUUCGACCUGCGGAGCUAUCGGGAUUGCCUGACUAAGUGGAACAAAGCGAUCGAGGUGAUGCACUCCCAGUGCCUGGCCAUCGGGCGGCUGCGCUGCCUCCCCGUCUACUACGAGCAGCUGGUUCUGCACCCCCAGAAGUCCAUGCGGGCCAUCAUGGACUUCCUGGACAUCGCCUGGAGCGACGCCGUCCUGCACCAUGAAGAGCUGAUUGGGAAGCCAGGCGGCGUCUCCCUUUCCAAGAUCGAGCGAUCUACAGACCAAGUGAUCAAGCCUGUGAACAUGGAGGCCUUGACCAAGUGGCUGGGACACAUUCCGGAAGACGUGGUGCAGGACAUGGCUCAGAUUGCCCCCAUGCUGGCCAGGCUGGGCUAUGACCCCUACGCAAACCCUCCCAACUACGGCAGCCCAGACCCCCUGGUGGUCAACAACACCCACCGGGUCCUGAACGGAGACUUCAAAACACCUGCCAAUCUGAAGGGACACCUUCAGGGGACUCCAAAUACGACUGCUUUUCACUGACCAACUCAAUGAUUUCUAGGUGCAAAUUGCUUCCCCUUGUUCUGAAGAGAAGAAAAUUUGCAAACAACAAGACUGGGAAUCUGUUAUCCAAGCAUAUUGCUUGCUACUGAUAUUGCCAAAUAAAGUGCUAUCUGUGAAAUA